AUGCCUGGCGGUCGACAUUAUCUUGUGAAAUCGUUAACCAAUAGUCACGAAGUUAAUAUAAAAGAAUAUAUACAAAAAAGUGAUAAUAUUAAACCAAUUCAUUUUCAAUGUACUUGUUCAGACUUCAAAUUUCGUGGAAUUGCAUGCAAGCACAUUUUUACAGUGUGCCGAAAGUUCUAUCCAGUAUCGAUUUCAUAUGUUGCUUUUGCUCAGGAGGUGAAUGAGCCUGAAGAGAUUCCUGAUAUUAUUUUUGAAGAUUGGAUUGGAGCUAUUCGAAAAGUAUGGAAUCGAUAUGACCAAAUAGACCGAAACCAAAUGACCGGUACCAGCUUGGAAGCAAUUGUAGAUGCAGGAAUGAAAAGAAAAUCCAUUAUUCCUUUAUAUGAUGAAUGCGUUAUUCCUGAUUCUGAAAUGAAUGGAACCUAUUAUC
Ambispora gerdemannii is the source of this 430-nucleotide messenger RNA. The record is from the annotation of a GenBank genome assembly. Lineage: Eukaryota; Fungi; Glomeromycota; Glomeromycetes; Archaeosporales; Ambisporaceae.